AUGGAGCUUGAGGGCGACAUCGCGUACGUUGUGAAGGGCCGCUACAUUGAGAUCGGCGGUGAGGACUACGGCAUUUCCGCCAACGUGGACGAGGACGCCGGCGAGGGAGCGACGGGCGACGUGGACAACUCCAAGCAGCGCGUCAUCGACAUUGUGCACAACAACCGCUACACCGAGACCAGCUACGACAAGAGCUCGUACAUGGCGCACAUCCGCAGCUACAUGAAGCGCCUGCUGGAGAACAUCGAGAGCGAGGAGGACAAGAAGAGCUUCCAGGCCAACGCCGCGGCCUUCGUGAAGAAGGUCAUCAAGGAGAUCGACGAUUACCAGUUCUUCAUCCCGGAGGGCAACGAGGAGGACCCCGACAACGGCAUGAUCGUCCUCUGCAAGUGGGACGGCGAGGUGCCCUCCUUCUACUUCUGGAAGGACGGCCUCAAGGGCGAGCGCGUGUAA
This is a messenger RNA of Trypanosoma grayi, 453 nucleotides long. RefSeq names its product IgE-dependent histamine-releasing factor. Bases 1 to 453 code for a protein of 150 amino acids. NCBI's taxonomy places the organism in Eukaryota, Euglenozoa, Kinetoplastea, Trypanosomatida, Trypanosomatidae. Gene Ontology annotation, cellular component: cytoplasm. The record is from RefSeq and is a predicted model, not a curated record. The transcript has a single exon. Gene Ontology annotation, molecular function: calcium ion binding.